ACUUCUUGUCUGCCGAGAAUCCUCUUCAGUGUACUUCUACUUUUCUACUUUAAUGUGGUAGUGAACUGCACGGUAAGUAUUUUCACAUCGAUAUCAUGCAUGAUCUACUCUCAAAUUAAAUGCGUCGACAUUAAAUAGAUCUCCUUUUUUACCAUUAUGCAACUUGUUCUCCAUAUGUAUUUUUUAUUUCAAUCAGUAUUUUACUUUUCCUUUUUAAACUAUACUCUGGGGUAGAGCUCACUGCCUCUUGCCCAUGCUGACAAUCGUCUGUAUUUGGUGUUGAAUUUGUGAACAGAUUGAAGAGUUUGCGCUUCGCUUCACUGAGGAGGGUACAACUGUUAGGGAAGAAAUAGACGUCGAUGCUGAAGGCAAAACAGAAGUUAUACGUGUACCUGCACAUAACAACAAAGCACCAAUGGAUGUGAUGAAUGACUUCAUCUCGGUAAGUAAUGUGUGUUAA
Molecule: messenger RNA, 460 nt
Organism: Porites lobata
Lineage: Eukaryota; Metazoa; Cnidaria; Anthozoa; Scleractinia; Poritidae
Source: the annotation of a GenBank genome assembly